AGCGCAAGGGCGGAGACGUCAAUCAUACCCAGCACUGCUUCCGUAGAAUCAACUCGUGCCCAAGCGUGGCUGUCGCUGCCGUGCUGGAAGCCAGCUCUUUCGUCUGUGUUGUGCGUUGUUAUUCGAAGCGGCGCUGCCGUCGUCAUUUUGCGUCUUCGACCUCCAGCUCGGGGUCUUGUUGUCUUCUGCGCUUGGUCCCCCUGAUCAUCAAAACAGGGUUUUUUCCCCUUUCUGGGAAGUGCAGCUUUCGCCGUAGACAAAUCGGCAAAGCAGAUCCUUUUUUUUUUAAAAAACUUCUUUUAGCUUCUUUUGCUAUUCUCCAAGAGAGAGAGAAGGUGGUGCCCUCUUCACCAAGGUCUGAACGUUGCGGACUGAUUGCCUCCUUCGUGCUUUGUCUCUUCUCUUUGAUUCAUCAUAUUCGCUUGUCUCUCUCUGUCUCUCUCUUUCAGAUGUUCGCGGCGCUGUCGUGGCUGCUUGAUGUUAAUCUCGUACCCAGCUCGAGCUCCUCGGAGGCGGACUCCGUCAGCUACCAGCGCAGCAGCAGCAGCAGCAGCAGCCGUAGUAACGCAGACACCAAUGCCACCGAUGUGCCUCAAGCCGUCAUCCCGCCGACCACCUUCACUGAUGCACGCGGAGAAGCGGUAGCGGAGCUCCAAGUCAGCUCCGCCACUGCAGCAGCGAACAACAGCGUGUUGCAGGGUCUGCCCUCCGCCGCACGCAGUUCGCAUCGCGACGCGCAGCGCGAGAACGCUCUCUUUGCCGACCUGCACGCGCAGGGCUCGGCCUUUUUCGCAAGUGCGGACCCGCGCGAGGAGGAGUUGGCGUACUCGGCUGCGUCGCUGCAGACAGCGCCGGUGUGGGCCGCGAGCACCUACACCAGCGAAACGGUGAGCAUCUCACCUCUGCCGUCGCCGGCGUACGGGCAAGCGCCGACGGACCCGUCGGCUGCGUUUUACUCCCUGGCCGCGCACGGCGGGACGGCUGUCGUGCCGCCGACGUCUGGCGUCUCCACCGCAGCAGGGCGGACGCUGUGGGCGAGCGAUGGCGUGGUGCUGACUGCGUGCUUCCCGUUUUCCGCCGAAGCGGCGUCGGGCAACGCGAAGGGUGGGGGAGAGGCAGCAAACAGCAACGGCGCCCCUGCGGCGACGGCUGCGUUUGCGCAGGGCGGUCAGCGGGAGAAGAAGCAGAAGGCACGGGCUGCUGCUGCGGCGCCGGUUGUGGUGGUGGAGGCCAUACGAGGCCUUUCGGGGUCUGUGGGUCCGCGGAACGAGACCCCAUCGGCGCUUUCUGUGAUAGUGCAAUCGAGUAACGGUGUGCUGCACACCACCACCACCACGAUGUCCACGGCAGAGAGAGCCCGGGUGACCCCCGAAUCACGCAUUCUCGAGUGGGAUCAAGAAGUGCGUGAGCGGCGCCAUCUGAUCGAGCAUGACACCAUCCGUGCGGACAUGACAAGGCUUGCUGUCACGACUGCCGAGCUUUCCGGAGGGGAAGAAGAAGCGGCGCAGUGUGAUGUGUCGUCCUCGCAGCUGGUGCCGCACCCGAUCAAGGCGACGCUGAUGCUACCGGCAGAGGACCCGACGUUGAGCCUUUCGCUGCUCUCGCCCUCGCCGGCGGAGCACGUGGUGAAGCUGCACCCCUCCAAUCCAUUUCUCCUGUCCACCGGCACGACGGAGACGGCGCUGCCGCCACCUGCGGCGACGCAACGCCCCAUCGGCAUGUCCCACGUCCCGCCCACAACCACGACAACGGCGAUGAUGACAGCGGCAGCAGCAGCAGAAAAAGAAGACAAGUACGAAGUGGGCUUUGUCAGCAACAAGGACCAACAGAGCGGGCUGGCCCCGCCUUCUUUCAUUUCCGCCGCCGCGUCUUCUUCUUCGCCACCACCCGCAUCCGCGCCGAUGGCGCACGAUACAAGUGAAGAUUCGGUGUUGGUUGUCUCCCUGACGGAGAUGGGUGGCCCAUCUGUGGCGGGCGGCGGCGACCCCCACGCCUUCAUGGAACGGGCGCUGCGGCAGCGCACGGAGGAGCUGCUAGGCAACGACGACGCUCACACCCAAAGGUGCAGCCGCGACCGCAGCGCUACGCGACCGCGGCAACAGCGGUUGUCUUCUUUCGCCCCCACAAGGGCAGACGAAACGGAGAAGUUGAAUCCUGCGGCGGCGCGGCGGUGUGCUGCGCAUGGGGAGGCGGUGGUGGAGCUAGGAAACGGGCUGGUGACGCUCACGGCGGUGGGGGAGAAGGACGCGGGGCAGACGCCGUCGCGUGCUGUGCCGGCCUCCUCGGCAGCGCUGACCAAUAAACCCGUCUUCGACUUUUCGUAG
Messenger RNA from Leptomonas pyrrhocoris, 2324 nucleotides. RefSeq lists its product as hypothetical. The coding region runs from base 450 to 2324 and encodes 624 amino acids. The transcript has a single exon. The record is from RefSeq and is a predicted model, not a curated record. NCBI's taxonomy places the organism in Eukaryota, Euglenozoa, Kinetoplastea, Trypanosomatida, Trypanosomatidae.